Messenger RNA from Scophthalmus maximus (turbot), 1518 nucleotides. RefSeq names its product actin related protein 2/3 complex, subunit 2 (gene arpc2). The transcript is spliced from 10 exons. Gene Ontology annotation, molecular function: structural constituent of cytoskeleton; actin filament binding. Gene Ontology annotation, cellular component: actin cytoskeleton; Arp2/3 protein complex. Lineage: Eukaryota; Metazoa; Chordata; Actinopteri; Pleuronectiformes; Scophthalmidae. Bases 158 to 1057 code for a protein of 299 amino acids. The record is from RefSeq and is a predicted model, not a curated record. Gene Ontology annotation, biological process: Arp2/3 complex-mediated actin nucleation; actin filament polymerization.
AAAACGCGGAAGUGACAGGCGGAAGCAGCCUCGACAGAAGCGGUCUGGUCUGUCAAGACAGGAAAAAAAUCGCAGAAUCUGACACAAAGCGUCUGAUCCCAACACAUAGCUCCAUCCAAUCUUUCCCCCUUCUCCUCGACACCGGUGGUCCGCGGCAAUGAUCCUGUUAGAAAUCAAUAACCGCAUUAUAGAGGAGACGCUGACGUUGAAGUUCGACGGCGCAUCCAACGGAACCAAACCAGAGGCCGUCGAUGUGACGUUUGCAGAUUUCGAUGGCGUCUUGUAUCACAUCUCCAACCCCAAUGGGGACAAGACCAAAGUCAUGGUCAGCAUCUCCCUGAAGUUCUACAAGGAACUGCAGGAGCAUGGAGCUGACGAACUACUCAAGAGGGUCUAUGGGAAUUUCCUGGUCUCAACAGAGUCUGGCUACAACGUGUCCCUCCUCUACGACCUGGACGCGCUGCCAGCCAACAAAGACGAGGUCAUCCACCAGGCGGGGAUGCUCAAGAGGAACUGCUUCGCCUCUGUGUUUGAGAAGUACUUCAAGUUCCAGGAAGAGGGACGAGAGGGCGAGUCGAGGGCCGUGGUCCACUACAGAGACGACGAGUCCAUGUACGUGGAGGCCAAGAAGGACCGAGUCACGGUUGUGUUCAGCACAGUGUUCAAAGACGAUGACGAUGUCAUCAUCGGCAAAGUCUUCAUGCAGGAAUUCAAAGAGGGUCGGCGAGCCAGCCACACAGCCCCCCAGGUGCUGUUCAGCCACCGGGAGCCGCCGUUGGAGCUGAAAGACACGGACGCCGCCGUCGGGGACAACAUCGGAUACAUCACCUUCGUCCUGUUCCCACGUCACACCAACACCAAUGCCAGAGACAACACCAUCAACCUCAUCCACACCUUCAGGGACUACCUGCACUACCACAUAAAGUGCUCCAAGGCCUACAUCCACACACGCAUGAGGGCCAAGACGUCGGACUUCCUCAAGGUGCUGAACCGCGCUCGACCCGACGCCGAGAAGAAGGAGAUGAAGACCAUCUCUGGAAAGACCUUCUCCCGCUGAGGCCGACCCCCCCAUCAGAAAAAUCCAAACCCCGGUGGACACACCCCAACGCGCCACACUGAGACUCAACGCCACAACGGACAGGACUCCAGGAUGCCUCUAAAUGUCCCUGCCCAGCCCCACCCUCCCCAAAUGUGUCCGGUCUUCAUUUUUAUUUUAAUGAAUAAUAAUGUUGGCUCUACUUAGAGAAAGCCAAGGCUCAAGAUAAAUGGAAACACGGGCAUUCCUUGCUAUGCUUAGUUAAAGAGAAUUAUUAGUCCUAUAUAAAUAUAUAUAUGAAAAGAGAAAAAAAAAGGACAUUUUUGAUACAAUAUCUUUUACUCCAUUUGGUACUCUUGCUUGCCCCUUGACCCCCUCACCACAAGGAUCUCAGUCCUCCCCUCCUCCCUCCCUGUGCUGUCAUGUCGUCUGUACCAUUGUCAUUUGAAAAAAGUAAAAUAAAUCACUCUUACAAAAAAGUA